GUCAGUCACGUGGGGUCAAGCAAGUUUCCGUGUUUACAGCAGUCGGACUGUGGCCGGUUGGUGUUGAGUUUCUGAAGAGGAUGCUGUGCGGUCAUGGCAUUUUUUAGGACGCAAGAGCGGACUAAAGAAAGGUUUUCUCUGUUGUUGCUGGAUUUAGAGGAAUACUACCUCGAGCAGCACACCGCCUACCAUGUGACAAAUGGGUCAAAAAAGGAGAAGUAAAAAAAUCAGAGGUUCAUUCAAGGUUUGUUCCAGAUCCAUCAUAUUUGAUCCCGAGGACCUCGCAGAGCCAAUUAUAAAGAUUCAUCUGCGAGACUGUAAGAACAUCGAGUUUGUAGAGAAAGACAACAACCCGUUCAACGAGCCUAAGCCACCAGCCAUAUGUGUUUCAUGUGAACAGGUUAUUUUCAUCAAAGACAGCAACGUUAUCGCUCCGUACCGAAAUGAAAGGGGAGCAAAGAAAAUGACCUUUCAGUUGGAAGUUUGGAGUAAAACCGAAGAUGUUGUUCAGACGUUGCUGCAGCUCCAUAGGGCGUCCUGUUUAGAAAAGCUUGGAGAUCAGACUGCAAUGAUUGCUGCUAAUCUUCAGUCCCGACUGGCGAGGUCAUCAUUUGACAAGAACUGCUUUCAGAAUGUUGCAGAGAAGCUGCACAUGGAGUGUGCAGUGGAGAUGGUCAUGCCACUAGUGUCCAAUCCAGGCCACGUCUGCAUAACGGAUGAAAACCUCUACUUCCAGCCUCUUAAUGGAUAUCCGGAGCAUGUGAUUCAAAUCAAGCUUCACCAAAUCAGGAGAAUCUACAAAAGGCGACACGGUCUCAGACCUCUGGGUCUGGAGGUUUUCUGCACUGAGAACGACUUCUGCUCAGACAUCUACCUGAAGUUUUACAACACAGCUGACAGAGAUGAAAUCUAUUAUUACAUCGCCACUUUUCUGGAAAAUCACAUGACGGAGCAUACGGCGGAGAGCUACAUGCUACAGUGGCAGCGCGGUCAUCUCUGUAACUACCAGUACCUCCUCCACCUCAACAACCUGGCUGACCGCAGCUGCAACGACCUCUCCCAGUACCCCGUCUUCCCCUGGGUCGUGGCCGACUACACCGGCUCACAGUUAGAUUUGACGAAAGCUUCCACGUUCAGAGACCUGAGCAAACCUGUGGGGGCACUAAAUAAAGAGCGACUGGACAGACUUCUGGCUCGGUACAGAGGCAUGCCCGAACCUCGUUUCAUGUAUGGAAGUCACUACUCAUCUCCAGGAUAUGUUCUUUUUUACCUGGUCAGAGUCGCUCCAGAGCACAUGCUGUGUCUCCAAAAUGGCCGAUAUGACCAAGCAGAUCGCAUGUUCAACAGCAUCAGUGAAACAUGGAAAAACUGCCUGGAGGGAGCGACUGACUUCAAAGAGCUGAUUCCAGAGUUUUAUGGUAACGACUCCAACUUCCUGGAAAACCGGCUGAAUCUCGAUCUGGGCAGAAGGCAGAAUGGAAGAUUAGUCGGUGAUGUUGUUCUCCCACCUUGGGCCUCAGAUGCUGGAGAUUUUCUUCAAAAGCACCGGGCAGCUCUGGAGAGUCAGUAUGUAUCGGAGCAUCUUCAUGAAUGGAUUGACCUGGUGUUUGGCUUCAAACAGAGAGGCAGCGAAGCUGUGGCAGCUCAUAACGUUUUUCACCCGCUGACCUACGAAGGUGGCAUAGACUGUGACAGCAUCGAGGACACGGAUCAAAGAAUUGCCAUGCUCACCCAGAUCCUGGAGUUUGGCCAGACCCCCAAGCAGCUGUUCACCAGCCCUCAUCCUCAGAGGAUCACACCCAGGUUUCAGAACAUCACGCGAAGCUCCAGCAUCAGCUCACCCAUCAGUGAGCUGUCUCCAGCCUCUCAGAGUGAGGACUCAUCCUUUGAAGAUUUGACUGAGGAAAGCAGGAAGCUGGCCUGGACAAACAUGGGAAGUCUGACGCUCAUCUCCAGCCAUAAGAUCCAUAAGGAAGCUGUGACGGGCAUUGCUGUGACUCGAGAUGGAUCUUCUAUUUUUUCUACAUCCCAAGAUUCAACACUUAAAAUGUUUUCCAAAGAGCUGAAGGACUUCCAGAGGAGCAUGUCUUUCUCUAACAUGGCGUUGUCGUCUUGCUUGAUGCUGUCAGAUGGUAAAACGGUGGUGUGUUCUUCAUGGGACAACAAUGUCUAUUUCUACUCCGUCCCGUACGGCCGGCGGCAGGACACGCUGAUGGGUCACGAUGAUGCCGUCAGUGAGAUGUGCUGGUUUGAUGACCGACUGUACACGGCGUCUUGGGAUUCUACUGUGAAGGUUUGGCAGUGUGCUGCAAACAACAUGUCCAGCCACAAGAGAUCCCAGUUUCAGUUGCUGGCUGAGUUGGAGCACGAUGCCGGGGUGAAUGCUGUGGGUCUGAAUCCGGCCGGGACUCUGCUGGUUUCUGGCUGUAAAGAUGGAACGAUCUCUAUCUGGGACACCAGCAGCUACGAGACUCUUCAGCAGGUUCACUGCCACAGUGGAACCAUCCACCACUCGGCCUUCAGUCCUGAUAGCAGACAUGUUCUCAGUGUGGGCGCAGAUUCGUCCAUGAAGGUCACAGACGUCCAGACGGGAAUGGUGAUCUCAUCUGUGAAGAUGGAGGAGGAGCAGAGGUGUUUCUGCUGGGAUGGAAACUCAGUGCUUUGUGGAGGACAGUCUGGUGACCUCUUGUUAUGGGACCUGCUCAGUAACACCGUCACCAAGAGGAUCCCUGCACACUCAGGUCCUGUUACAGCCAUGUGGAUGAGUGAGCUGUGCAACACACUGAUCACAGGUGGAGAGGACAGACAGAUCAUCUUCUGGAAGCUGCAGAGUUAAACUGACUCUGGAAAACUGACUAAACCAGCUGGGGAUGCAAAACUUCCAGUGCAAUACACAGGACAACACGGGCCAAGUAUCCUGCCGACCAUGUGACCCAACUUUCGAAGAACAGACUCAUUCAAUAGUUAGAAAGAGGUGAAAACAUCCUGUCAAAGUACAGUAUGUCCAUGUUAAUCAUUGCUAUCUGCAUCUUGAGAGAAAAUACUGUCCAGUUUUUGCAUGAGAGCUUAUUCUCACCUCUGCUUUUAGCCUGUUCUUCAUGCAUACAUGUGAAUUUUAUUUCUAGCUAUGCAUCAUAUUAUUCUGAGAGGCAGCUUCAGCCCUCUUAUGAUAAAAGCGGGUAUAACAUUUUUUUUUAUGUUUCUGUAGCUUUAUGUACAUUUUAUUGGACACGUCAUGCUGCUCAGGUGUUGUUACAAAAAAAGAAAAAAACUUACCUCUAAAACUUGUGGUGUCAAGUUUUUAGUCUCACAAACUUUGAGACCUUUUGGUCUUGUUGAGUAAUUGUUGUUUUAGUAGCAAAGCUGAGUUAAUUGCCACAAAACCCUGAACUGCAACUCAACCGUGAUUUUUAAUUAUCUGAUAACAGAAUUCAGUCUGAGUGACGAGAAUUUAAACUGGUGCUUCAACACAACCUUGUUUAGAAAAUGAAUUGCAGGAAAGUUCUUGGGGGAAGUCAACGAAAUAAAGAUGCAGAACAACAGAAUUAAAAAAUAACUAUAUGCAUUGAUUAAAAAAGGUAUUGGAAAUAUUCCUCAGAGGUUUUGCUCCACAUUGACAUGAAACAGUUGCUGCAGAUUUGUCUGCUGCGUCAAUGAUGAGGAUCUCCCGUUCCACCCCAAAGCUGCUGUAUUGGAUUGAGAUUUGGUGACUGUGGAGGCCGUUGGAGUUCAGUGA
Messenger RNA from Melanotaenia boesemani (Boeseman's rainbowfish), 3736 nucleotides. It is a transcript of the gene nsmaf, whose product is annotated as neutral sphingomyelinase (N-SMase) activation associated factor. The record is from RefSeq and is a predicted model, not a curated record. Bases 200 to 2836 code for a protein of 878 amino acids. Gene Ontology annotation, molecular function: protein binding. Lineage: Eukaryota; Metazoa; Chordata; Actinopteri; Atheriniformes; Melanotaeniidae. The transcript has 31 exons.